Messenger RNA from Daucus carota subsp. sativus, 784 nucleotides. RefSeq lists its product as uncharacterized. Bases 86 to 445 code for a protein of 119 amino acids. The transcript has 2 exons. The record is from RefSeq and is a predicted model, not a curated record. NCBI's taxonomy places the organism in Eukaryota, Viridiplantae, Streptophyta, Magnoliopsida, Apiales, Apiaceae. Gene Ontology annotation, cellular component: nucleolus.
ACAGACAGGGAUUUCGAUACACAAAAAGCCCUAAUUUGAUAUUUGAGGUAUUUAUCGUUACUGAGAGCUCGAGAACGUCUAUUCAAUGGCGGAUCCAUACGGAAAAGUAAAAGCCGGUCGCUUAACAUUCAAAGGCGGCGACCUCGCCAUUCGUAGCAAAUCGAUUGACAAAAAGCACAAAAAGAAGAAGAAAAAGCCCGAAACUAUCCUCUCCGGCGACGACGCAAUCGCCGCCGCUUCCGAAACAAUCGAACCGGAAGAAGGCUCAUCGGCCGUCGGCGAAGAUGUGUACACAAUAGACGCGGCGAAGAAGAUGAAGUAUGAUGAGUUGUUUCCGGUUGAGGCGAAGAAGUUUGGGUACGAUCCGAAAGCGAAAGAGUUGAAGUCGGUGGAAGAGGCGCUUGAUGAUCGUGUUAAGAAGAAGGCUGAUCGCUAUUGUAAAUAGUGUCAAAAUGAGCUCGUUUCGGUAAAAUUCAUCUGAAUAGGGCAUCAGACCUUGUGGGAUUUAUGCUAUGCUGCAUCUUGAUACUGAUUUGUCAGUCCUGUAGUCUGAUAGAGUUAUGGAGAUUGUAUGUAUAGCUGCCGCAAAGGUAUAUGUUACUAUGUGUUGUGAAAUAGACAUUUAGAUAUGGGGAGAAUGUAAUAUUUCACAAAAGUGGGGAAUCUGUAGUUAAAAUAUGAUCUUGAAGUAUUAGACAUAUAACCUCACAUUCAGACUGACAACUACUAUCAGAACAUGUGUCAAAUGGUCAUUCUUUUACAUAUAAUCUGUAGUUAAUAUUGA